Messenger RNA from Monomorium pharaonis (pharaoh ant), 5524 nucleotides. It is a transcript of the gene Galphaq, whose product is annotated as guanine nucleotide-binding protein G(q) subunit alpha. Gene Ontology annotation, molecular function: G-protein beta/gamma-subunit complex binding; guanyl nucleotide binding; G protein-coupled receptor binding. The record is from RefSeq and is a predicted model, not a curated record. Gene Ontology annotation, cellular component: heterotrimeric G-protein complex. Gene Ontology annotation, biological process: adenylate cyclase-modulating G protein-coupled receptor signaling pathway; phospholipase C-activating dopamine receptor signaling pathway. The transcript is spliced from 9 exons. Lineage: Eukaryota; Metazoa; Arthropoda; Insecta; Hymenoptera; Formicidae. Bases 786 to 1976 code for a protein of 396 amino acids.
GGUGGUGGUGAGUUGCCACGAGUGAGUGAAACACCACCGUCAUCGUCGUCGUCGUCGUCGUCGUCGUCGUCGUCGUCGUCGUGACCGUCGUCGUCGUCGUCGCCGUCGCCGCCGGUGGUGGUAGUAGUGGUGCCGGUGUCGUCGCCGGUGGUGUUGUCCAUAGUAGUGGUAGUAAUAGUAAUAGCAACAGCAACAGCAGCAGCAGCAGCAGCAGCAGCGAUAGUAGUAGUAGUAGUAACGGCGGGAGUAGCAGCAGUGGGAGGCGGCACCACCACCGGAACGUGAGAGACGGAGAGAGAAGGAAGACCACACGGGGACCACGAGGACGGCGACGAGGAGGCGCGUCAUCACCGUCGUCGUCGUCGUCGUCGUCGGCACCGGUCGGGGCAACACCUCGCCUCCCGCCACCGAGUCGCAGCCGUCCUCCGCGGCGACCAGGACGAACGUCGACUUGAAUCUUAAUAGCACGCUCGUCGUCGUCAUCGUCGUCGUUGUCGUCGUCGUCGUCGUCGUCGUCGUCGUCGGGAGCGCCGUGCGCCGCAAAAGCGAGAGACAGAGACGGAGACAGAGAGAGGAGCAGCAGCCGCAACGAAGGUCGCCGCCGGUCGGCGAGCAGCGCUCGCUGUCACUGUCGUCGCGAAUCGCUCGUCGUCGUGCACCCUUCUCUCUCUCUCUCUCUCCCCUGCUCUCCUCCUUCUCCUGCCCUUUCCGUGCGUGUCACCUCCUUUAUCCUCCUCCGCCUCCUCCACCUCCUCCGUCAAAGGAGGAUUCCGCCGUUCUGAGCCAUGGCGUGCUGCUUGUCGGAAGAGGCGAAGGAACAGAAACGCAUCAAUCAGGAAAUCGAACGGCAGCUACGGAGGGACAAGCGGGAUGCCAGGCGGGAACUCAAGCUGCUCCUACUCGGUACUGGCGAGUCUGGCAAGUCCACCUUCAUUAAGCAGAUGAGGAUUAUCCACGGCUCCGGCUAUUCGGACGAGGAUAAGAGAGGGUUUAUCAAACUUGUAUACCAAAACAUUUUCAUGGCGAUGCAGUCCAUGAUCCGGGCGAUGGACCUCCUGAAGAUCCAGUACGGCGAUUCCUCGAAUAUAGAAAAAGCGGAACUGGUGCGGAGCGUCGACUUCGAAACGGUAACGACGUUUGAGAGCCCGUACGUGGAGGCGAUCAAGGACCUGUGGGCGGACGCGGGUAUACAGGAGUGCUACGACCGUAGACGGGAAUACCAGCUCACGGACUCCGCCAAGUAUUACCUAAUGGAGAUAGAUCGAGUCGCGGCAUCAAACUACCUCCCCACAGAACAGGACAUUCUUCGUGUGAGAGUGCCCACCACUGGUAUAAUUGAAUAUCCCUUUGACUUGGAAGAGAUCCGAUUUAGUUAUCUUAGUGAUCUAGAGCGUAUCGAAAAGCCUGAUUUCCUUCCGACCGAGCAAGACAUCCUCCGGGCACGAGCUCCCACCACCGGAAUUAUAGAAUAUCCAUUUGAUCUGGACUCCAUCAUAUUUAGGAUGGUAGACGUCGGUGGCCAGAGGUCGGAAAGAAGAAAGUGGAUCCAUUGUUUCGAAAACGUCACUUCAAUUAUAUUUUUAGUAGCUCUAAGUGAAUAUGAUCAAAUUCUAUUUGAAUCGGAGAACGAGAAUCGAAUGGAAGAAAGUAAAGCAUUGUUCAAAACGAUUAUAACAUAUCCCUGGUUUCAACACUCUUCUGUUAUCCUGUUUCUCAAUAAAAAAGAUCUGCUAGAAGAAAAGAUUAUGUACUCUCAUCUCGUCGACUACUUUCCGGAAUAUGAUGGUCGGCAGAGAGAUGCUAUACAAGCUAGGGAAUUCAUUCUGAGGAUGUUUGUUGACUUGAAUCCGGACAGCGAGAAAAUUAUUUAUUCCCACUUUACGUGUGCCACAGAUACGGAGAACAUCAGAUUCGUAUUCGCGGCAGUAAAGGACACCAUUCUCCAGUCCAAUCUGAAGGAGUACAAUUUGGUUUAGAUGGCGAAACGCGCUGCAAAUCCAAGCGGACUCGACCAGUUUCUCUCGCACCCUGACCAAUGUAUCAGUGCGAGAUUACUACUCCGUUGACUCGCGAGCGUGAUCCGUGGAAACGACGUGAGGAACGACGAAGAGGCAGACAGAAACUCAUGGUGUCGUCGUAUACGCACGCAUGUAUCGAUACGUGCACCACAUUGAGCUUCGCCGCAUCGAGAGUGUUAUACCAGUACGAGUAGCUAAAACGCGUAAUUAUGAAGGACAUGAAAGCGAGGAGCGAUACAAGAAGACGAACAUGGACCUAAAAGCGUCACGACCGUUACGCGUUGGUUUUUUUAGCGGAGGAAAAGGGAAUAUGUGAGAAAAGAGCGAAAUCUCUUCACUGUCGAUACCAACUCGCGCGAGUCGAUUCGUUUCUCUCGUACAUCGGUUCCCGUUUUGGGAUUUGUUACCUUUCUUUUGUAGAUUAGUUCUUAGUCGAUAUCGCGGGCGAAUGCGUCCACCUUCCCGGGCUAUGGAUGCGUCAAUACCCGAGGAUUCCGGGCAUCGUUGUCUGACUUUUAUAUAUACAUAUAUAUUUAUAUAUAUUUAUAUAUAUAUGUAUAUGUGAACGAACGAUGGAGUACCAUGUGUCUCACGCGCGUGAGCGUGGCGCACAGCGCGGCUGUGCCGCGUGGAUUUUUAAACGGCGCGUCCGUCUGUGUUCGUCUCGAGUCCAAGAGAUCUCAGCGGAGGAGAAGAAACUGAAGAGGCGAAACAGCGAGGCGAGCGAACGAAAAAAUAAAAUAAAAUAAACCGGGCUUUUUAAUCGCGAAUUAGAUUCGAUGACACAAGUGAGAACAAUUCUAGUGCCAUUUACUAGUGUGGUGUUGUUUUUCUUUUUUCUUUCCUUUCUAUUUUCUUUUUAUACUUUUUCUUUUUUUCUCAAAUGUAUUAAACGCUGAAUUAUGAGGAACAUCCUUCGUUUUAGAGUUACGCGAAAGCCAAAGUGUUUUUGUUUCUUCCUUUUUAUCCGUGCCAGAAAUAACUCAAAGUUCUUUCUGCAUGUGACUCAAAUCCAUUAAAAAUUCAUCAUAUAAAUAUUGUUAUAUAUAAUAUAAAACAGAAUGAGAAAUAGUUUAGAGCGCGAGAGAGGGAGAGAGAGAAAGAGAGAGAAAGCGAGAAAGAGAAAGAGUGAAAGAUAAUAUCAGCGGGAGUGGCGGAGAGGGAGAGAGGCAAAAGAAAGAAAGUAAAAACGAGUGCGAGAGAGAGAGAAUGUGUAUGUGUGGGUGUGGGUGUAGGUGUAUGUAGGUUUGAAGGAAACUUCGCGUUUGCGGAAGCGAAAGAUACUGCGGAGGGAAUUGCGUCUGUUCGAUGUGACUUAGGUAAUUAAGGCGCGCGGGAGGAGCCCGCAGAUAUCUCUCUCUGCCGUCUCCUCUCUCUGCCGGCUUUGCGUGUCGGGUUGCACGAGGAGAACGUUCCUUGAACCGCGAACGAAUUCCUUCGGCAUAAGAGCUUCUGAUUUGCAAGAACAAAUUCUUCGACAAUGAAAGGUUUCAUCUUGUAGAGAUGAAUUCCUAAGGAAUGUAAGAUCCCGAUGAUAUUCUUGAGAAUAAGAAAAUCUCAAUUUGCGAAGACAAUUUCUUUGAAAACGAAAGAAUUUUUUAUAAAUAAGCGCUCUGCUUUUUCGAAGGUGAAUUUCUUAAGUAAUGAUGAAGGAGUUCGUCGCGGUUCUUCUUUCGUCAGAUCCUCGUCCUUCCACGCAAUGGCCACCGCGCGCAGCCAAGAUCAUGGGUCCCUUUUCUCUUGGAAGAGAGGAGCCUCAUGCCUCUCGCUCGCCCCCGUAUCCACAUUAUACAGUGUACGUACAUAUGAACUGCUCACUGCCUGCGCUUGGUCAUAUGCUGGCUAGCGCGCUGCCCGUUGCUCGUACUCUCCGAUGGUUCGAUAUCUUCUCGAAGCCGUGAUUUUCGCCGCCUUCCCUCCUUUCCUGAUGAUGGGUGAAAGCGGACGAAUGAAAAAUAAAAAAAGAAGUGAUUAAUGAAAAAAAUUAACGUUGAAUUUGAGUGAUUAAAGGAAAGCUCUGUAAAUUAAUGUAACAAAAUGACAAGAAACAUUCGAGAAAGGAAAAUGCGGAAGGAAGAGGCAAGAAAUGAGAUCGAAAUUAGCCGUUAAGAUUUCUUUUUCUAUUGGAAGAUGCGAUAAAAGAAACGGGAUAGCUAAUAAUACAAGGAACAAAUAAAAUUUUACAAAUACGCGUGUCACUGUCUGUGCAAGAGAACGAAAAAUUCCUCUUUUUCGCUCGAUUUUAAAAUCAAAUCCAUCUUCCUAGUAUAUCAUGAAAAGAGAACUACGACGACGCGCGGAAGCUACAAGGAGGAAUGACAAGCCAAACCUUGCCAGGUUUUUCAUGGAUGGAAACGCGAGGGUUUGAAAGAUAAAACUCUGCUCACAUACGAGUAAAUACGAGUUGUUACAAGAUGAUUUGACCCAAGUUGAAAGCGAUUUUACUAGACGUAAUCGCGAGGGAUAGCGAUAGCGGGAGCUGCGCGCCAACCCGGAGAGUACAUCGCGCUGAUAGAGACGAUCCUCUCUACGUGACAAUCGGCCGAGGUCCGGGAGGUUUCCUGUUCGGACACCGAUACGUGUAACGGCCCGAACGUCGCCGGACCUCGCCGGUGUCGCGCACGCACAUACACCGGGCAGUAUGUGUCAUAUACCUUAGUUGUGUCACACCCACCUUGGUUGAAUCACUGAGUUUAUAUGAAAAAAAAGUAUAUAUAUAUAAAUACAUUGGAUAAUAUAUUAUAUAUUAAGCGGAUACCAACAAAUAAUAUUGAAUAAUACCACUAAUAAUUAUAAUAAUAAUGAUUAUAAUAAUUAUAAUGAUAAAAUAAUAAUAGUAAUAAUAAUUAAUAAUAGUAAUACUGCUUGGUUUUCAUUGAGAACGCGUGAUUAAACGGAUGAUGGCAGAGAGGGAGGGAGAGAUAACGCGUGUGCAGACAUGAAGUGCAAAAUGAUGCUAGUGAGAAAUAUGAAUGAGUGAAUGAGAGAAAAAGAAUGCGUGUGUGUAUGUGUGUAUAUGCAUAUGUGCGUUAUUGUGGGUGCGUCUUUGUGCACAUGUAUGCGUAUUUUGUGCAAUUGCGUGAGCGUAUGCUCGCGUGUAAGAAAAAAAAUGGAGAGAGGGGUUGGCGAGAAAAGAGAGAGGAGAAGCAAGAGACGGACAGUAGACGAGGGAGUGACUUUCAUUGUGCGUGCGUGAGAGAUACUUUAUUGAGAAAUAAACAAAUGAAGAUCGGUUGCAACACUACUAGGCUUUGUACAACCCUAAUCGAGAAAUCGACGAGUAAACGACGUGCAAGAGUCACCAAGGGGCUGUUAGGUUCAUUUGUAAAUCAUCUCUCCUUCGUCAGGAGGCGUACACCACCCUUCUGGGAGCGUUAAAUAUGUUGGGUAUUCUUUCUCUGUGUAUAAAAUUGUAAACACCUAUCAAGCCCAAAAUCAAUGUUUCUAACUUAUUUAUAAUAAAUAAUAUACAUUAAUGAUAAAAAUAAACACAGUUUGUGACAGUA